This is a messenger RNA of Onychostruthus taczanowskii (white-rumped snowfinch), 1710 nucleotides long. RefSeq names its product inositol 1,4,5-trisphosphate receptor-interacting protein-like 1. Gene Ontology annotation, cellular component: membrane. Lineage: Eukaryota; Metazoa; Chordata; Aves; Passeriformes; Passeridae. The record is from RefSeq and is a predicted model, not a curated record.
AUGCUUGCCACCACGUUCCUUUUCUUGCUUGCUCAAGCCCUCUUCCAGUACCCGCAGCAGGUCGGGGAUGGGCUGGAUGAAUCUGUGCUGGAGCGCAUGCAGCAGCGUGCCGAGUAUCUGAACCAGCAGAUGACUCAGCUCAUUCUGGAGCUGGAGCAGAUGAAGAUGGAGCAGAGCGGUGGGGUCUGGCUCAUGUGGCAGUUCUCAGCUCUGACUGGAAUCCUCGUCCUACUCUUGGUGCUGCGCUAUGGACUCAAGAAAAUUAGAUGUGAUCCAGACAACAGUGGCCACAAGGAGAGGUCCAGCAGCAACUUGGUGGAGGAAGAAGAAGAAGAAGACGAAGGACACGAUGUAUCUGCAGAGGAAGAUACAGAAAGCCACGAUGCAAAUGUGGAAGAGGACAAUAAGGACGGAAACGAAGAAGACAGCAACCUUGAUGAAAAGUCAGAAAGCAGUAUUGGACAUGAAGCAGAAGAAGGCUAUGAUGAUGCAAAGGAAGAAGUAAACUACGAUGACGAAGUGGAGGAAGUCAAUGCUGCCGGAAACGGAGAAGACAAAGGUGAUGCAUAUGAAGAUGACGACUACAGUGUCAAAGGAAACCCUGGAAGGCUUUCAGAGGAGUGCAUAGAGUUGUCCCUUCUGGAUCUGGACAAAGGCUGCUCCGUGGUUAUGGACCUUAUGGACAAAUUCAUACACCUCUCUAGACAAUGCUUGUGUGACAGCUUCUAUCCGGUGCUACAACAAGCCAUCGGAGUGGGCAGCGCCUUUGAAGGCUGGAGUCUCCGCACACAAGAUGUUGUGUACUGCAUGCUUGUACCCCUGAGUCCUCCUCCAGGACAUGCCUUCCACCUGGAGCUGGACACUGCAGGGAAGCUCCAGAGGAACUUCAGUGUCCGUGUGGAGCUGCUGUGCACCUGCAUGAGGGAGAGGCUGGGGGAGCACAUGCUAUGUUUCCUCCACCACCCUGAGGAGGAGCUGAGAAGGAAACAGAACCCCAGCCUGCUGCACACCCUCUGCACUGGCUCCUAUCUAGAUGUGGAGAAAACUGUCAAGUGGUUCUAUGAAUUCAUGAGACAAGCCUGGAUGAUUUUGCCUCAGUCCUGCCACUGGAGUUUAAUGUUGCAGCCCUGCGGCCGCACAUGUAAAUUUCACAUAAGCAAUGACAAGGAAACCUUCAUGGUUGAGCUGAUCUUUGGAGUGCAGCAAGGAAGCUCAGAUACCUUUGUGGGCAGCCAGCCUGCAGAAGUAGGCAUCCCAAGCACAACGUGGUUUGAGACUUAUGCCGUGGCAGAGACAAAAUUCUUCAGGCAGGUUUCCAGACAAGCCAGGACAUGACAUUGCAAGUGUCUGCAGCUCCUAAGCAGCAUCCUGAUGGGUGAAGAUUUUUCCAGCUAUGUCCUGAAGACCGUGGUGAUACGCCUGCUGAACAGCAUACCCCUGACACGGUGGAGCAGAAGGGAUUUCCGGCAGCAACUGAUGGAUAUCCUGAAGUACCUCCACUGCUCACUGGACACGACACAACUUAACCACUUUGUCAUAGGCAACGAGAGGCUUCCUAAGGAGAUCAGUUUGCCCUCCAACUUCCGGGUGCCUCAACCACCCAACCUCUUCCAGCACCUGGCCAGCAGUCUGGAUGCCCACACCAAGGCCGUGCAGGAGUACGUUCGCCUGCUGCAUCGGCUCAAACAACUGCUGGUGCAUGGCCAGUGA